Drosophila willistoni is the source of this 973-nucleotide messenger RNA. RefSeq names its product 60S ribosomal protein L6 (gene RpL6). Gene Ontology annotation, cellular component: ribosome; cytosolic large ribosomal subunit. NCBI's taxonomy places the organism in Eukaryota, Metazoa, Arthropoda, Insecta, Diptera, Drosophilidae. Gene Ontology annotation, biological process: cytoplasmic translation; ribosomal large subunit assembly. Gene Ontology annotation, molecular function: structural constituent of ribosome; RNA binding. The transcript is spliced from 2 exons. The coding region runs from base 49 to 837 and encodes 262 amino acids. The record is from RefSeq and is a predicted model, not a curated record.
CCUUCCUUUUCUAAAUAAUUUUUGUGCUGUGUACACGUGUUCUCCACAAUGGCACCCGUCGAGAAAGCUAAAAAGGUCGCCAAAUCGGCUAAAAAGGGCAAGAAGCACCCUCUCAACUCGUACCUGAAGGGCGGUGUCUUGCGUUACUCCAAGGCUCAGAUGUACAAGCGUCGUGGCUUGUACCGCCUGAAGGACAAGAAGAGCCCAGUCGUGCAAAAGGUGAAGGUGCCCAUCAAGAAGGUAAAGAAGAUCGGUGGCCCCAAGAACGGAGGUGAGCGCACUGUAUAUCUGCGUAAAUCCAAGGCCAACUACCCAACCAAGACUUUCGUGAAGAGCCGUCCCAGCAAGGCCAACUUCAGCGAGCAUAAGCGCAGCACGCGCCGCAACCUGAAACCAGGCACAGUACUCAUCUUGUUGGCUGGCCGUCAUCAGGGCAAGCGUGUUGUGUUGCUGAAGACCCUUACCUCUGGCCUUCUGCUGGUCACCGGACCCUUCGCCCUAAACUCGUGCCCACUGCGUCGCGUGUCCCAGCGCUUUGUCAUCGGCACAUCGUCGCGUGUGGAUCUCGGCCAAUUCAAAGUGGCCGAGCACAUUAACGAUGCCUACUUCCGCCGUCUGAAGGCCAAGAAGGAAAAGAAGUCUGGUGAGGCUGACAUCUUUGCCGCCAAGAAGGAGCGCUUUGUGCCCAACGAACAGCGCAAGAAGGACCAGAAGGAAGUGGACAGUGCCCUGUUGAAGGCCAUCAAGGCCCAUCCAGAUGCUAAAUUCUUCAAGAAGUACUUGCAGAACAUGUUCGCUCUACACUCCUCCCAAUAUCCCCAUCGCCUUCGUUUCUAGGCGGACGGACAACUUCAGUUUAAGGAUUUUUUAAAAUACUUGAGACAGAGAAACAGAAAAAAAAUACAAAGAAAUUUGUAAAAUAAAAUUUACAAAACCGGAAUCAAACAAUCGUAAAAAUCUGUGAAAAAGUUAA